Molecule: messenger RNA, 1050 nt
Organism: Setaria italica (foxtail millet)
Lineage: Eukaryota; Viridiplantae; Streptophyta; Magnoliopsida; Poales; Poaceae
Exons: 2
Coding region: 136-705 (189 amino acids)
Source: RefSeq, a predicted model, not a curated record
ACUUUCGCAGCGAACAGCAUUCUACCCCCUUCCAACGCUGCGCUCCCAUCAUCCAUCCACUCCUCUGUUUCCCCACCACUCAGUCCCCUCUCCCAAAUUCCCGAGCGAGACCUCUCCAAGGAUCAAGCGAUCAGGAUGAGUAACGCGGCCGAGGAAACCAUCGGAGGCUGCGACGGCGGCACCGCAGCGCCGGUGGUGGUGGUGGAGCGCGUGGUGACGGUGGAGUACCUGGAGCAGUCCAUGUCGCGGGAGCUGCUGGGCAAGUUCCCGGACUCCUCCGCCUUCGACUUCGACUACUCCCAGAGCGGCAUCUGGUCCCCGCUCAACAAGGUCCCGCGCGGCUCGCCGGCUCCAGCCUCCCGUGCCGGCGGCGCCUGCGCGGCCGACGCCGAGGCCGCCGCCUCCUCGACGGACUUCCUCAUCGCCAACCCGAAGCGCAGGGCGAGGGCUGGCGGCUGCUGGCUCAAGGACUCCGGCGCCGGCGGGAAAUCCAGGUGGCGGCGCCGGCGGCUGCGGCGCGACGGGUCCUUCCUCGACCUCCACGAGACGGGCAGGGCCAGGCUCGACUUCUCUCCGCCGGCGGCGCCUUCCCCUGCGAAGGAGGGCUGGAGACGGGUGCUCAAGGCGGCCAUCAGGAAGUUCAAGGCGCAGCAGCGGCGGUCCCGGCAGGCUCCCCUGCUCCAGAUGAUGCUCCCCAUGCUGUGAUCGAUCGAUCUCGCGCGCUCCCACGAUUUGCUUGUUUUUGUUUGAUUUGUUCGGUCCAAUUCUUUAGAUUGAAUAUGGACGCUGUUCCACGCAGCCACGCUGUGCUUUGUAGUAUAAUUCCGUUCAGAUUUGUUGUAACCGUGCAGCUCUUGGUGGAGAGUAUGAUUUGGUACAUUUUUUCAUCCACUUUUCCCGGCAUUUACCACCUGAAGAUGGACUAGCCGAAGAUGCCGGGAGUUCUUCAUACAGUGUCCAUGAAAAUGAAACACGGAUGAAGUCGAUAGUUUAUUCUUAUUGAUCAUUCAAUGCUAAUCUCCUAUGCCCAUAUGUCUGGGCUAUCUGUUA